GGUAGCUGGGAUGGGAGUAUAAAUUAUGUCGUACAUCGGAUUGCCGUAGAACCAACUUCUGAAGAACGAUGAUGUACCUCAAGCCAUUGGCCCUGGCGCUUUGUUUCAUCGGAUGUCAGUAUGCUCCCGCAAAAGGAGGAGGAGUUGCUACAGAAAACAGGGACAUAUUCAAGACGCUGAACAGGACCAGAGUCUACUUUUUGGUGCGGCGGACAUACCAGAGACCUGGAGGACGCAGUGAGUGCGCAUAUAGAAGAAUUCUUCAGACAAAUGCAGACCAUUCCAUUUUGAUGAUGAUGGGCGAGCGUGAUAAAAAGGGUGCUUACAACAAGGAUAAAGUGUACGUCACCACAAGAUUAGGAAGGAAUGACGAGAGGAAUCAUAUGAGAGUCUCAUAUACAGGAUAUAAGGAUCGAGGUGUCGAAUACAAAAUGAUAUAUGACGACGCAGACGGCUGCAGCAUUUUCAAAGUGAUAACAGAUGAGCGAGAAGGUCCUAGGCUCGAGGCUGGAGAGUGUGAAAUGUGGGCUGCGAAGAAAGUAGCAAUCAAAAUUAGAUCCAUUUCUGCCUGCGAAGUCGCCUACUCGACACUUUGCAAGCCAGACACCAAAAAAGAGGACACACCGUAUUUGAGCACCUGCACGGAUCCACCGGCUAGACUGUAACCUUCAAGUCUUACACCCGCUUGCUGUGACGACAGUCGUUCCAGAAGGGUUUGAAGAAAGCCUACAAUCGGCACCCCUUGUCGGUUUUCAUUCUUGAAUAAACAAGCUGUAACAA
Molecule: messenger RNA, 780 nt
Organism: Ornithodoros turicata
Lineage: Eukaryota; Metazoa; Arthropoda; Arachnida; Ixodida; Argasidae
Exons: 5
Coding region: 69-665 (198 amino acids)
Biological process (GO): symbiont-mediated perturbation of host defenses
Molecular function (GO): amine binding
Source: RefSeq, a predicted model, not a curated record